Mesorhabditis spiculigera is the source of this 888-nucleotide messenger RNA. The record is from the annotation of a GenBank genome assembly. Lineage: Eukaryota; Metazoa; Nematoda; Chromadorea; Rhabditida; Rhabditidae.
AUGGUCUCCGAGUUGGAUCUGAUCAACGUCUGCAAUAUACUCGUCAAUAUUAAGCUUCUGAAUGGUGUUUGCCCGCAGAGUCCGUGCACAGGAUGCCAACAAUUCGCCCCGCCACAGUCAGUCGUCCUGACUCUGCCCAAUCCGAACGACGGCGAGUACACGAGCAGCUUCGAGGGCACUUUUGUCGGCCCAGCCAAUGGACAACCAAAUGGACAAGGAAACCCCCAGCAACAACUUGGCUAUAACGAGCUGAACGCCGGAAAUCAACAACAAAUCGGUGGACAACAGCCGAAUGGACAGCCAAUCCUCUACCCCACCCCUGAAUUCAACCAACCCGGCCAACAAGGCCAACAGGUAAAUGCGGGUGGCGUCUAUCAGGGAUCGGCAAAUGGGCAGCCAAAUGGAAAUGGGCAAUAUAUGGAUCAGACCCAAUCCCCCUACAACUACAAUACCGUACACCCCAACAGCGGCUACGAUGCCAGUGCCCACCCUUCCACCACCACCUUCCCCACCACCCCCACGACGUUCACGACUACGCAACGCUUCCCAUCGACGCAGACUACGCAGGGAUACCCACAGACAUCCUCAUACAACAAUCAACAAUUCGAUACCCAGGGACAGCAGCAAUUCUCUGAUGGGCCCGCCCUUACUGCCAAUCAUGCCGAUAUGAAUUAUCAAUAUUCCAAGGGCGUAGACGGUGGCUCGACCCUUGUCCCCCAAAUGAUGGGCUCCACCCAGCCGUACUCUCUGCAACAGGGCACGAAUAAUCGCCUAUACGACCACGGCGAUAUGAACGCCCAGUACGGACAGUACGACACCACAAACACCGCCAACGCCGGCCAAACCGUUGCGACCGUGAUGGCGACGCUGCUCUUCUUCUUCUACCUU